Brenthis ino (lesser marbled fritillary) is the source of this 369-nucleotide messenger RNA. Lineage: Eukaryota; Metazoa; Arthropoda; Insecta; Lepidoptera; Nymphalidae. The record is from the annotation of a GenBank genome assembly.
AUGGCGUGGUGCUCGAUUGCCGCGAUAUCUCUUCAAGCUAGAGCUUUUGAACUUUGCUCUGAAGCAUUGAUCAAAUUGGAAGCUGUAAACCCAGAAGUAUUUGAAAAUAUAUCAAUUGAAAUAUUUACAAGAUAUAAGCCUAAAGAUGCAAAAGGAAACAAGAUUGAAUGUCCCCACUGCCAGCUAGCUAUACCGGAUUGGGUAGCAACUUGUCCCGGGUGUUCGACAGAAUUUCCAGGGUGUGUAGUGUCUGGGCGGCCUCUCUUAUCAUCGCACACAAUAUGGACGUGCAGUAAAUGUGAGGCGCAUGCACAGCAUCAUGAGUUGGUCUUGCGACAUUCCUGCCCCAUGUGCCACGCUCAAGUUGCU